GAAUAAAUCCAUCAUACUUCACAAUGAAACUGGUGCUCGCUUGUCUGGCGGUGCUGUUCCUAGCUUCGGUCUUAGCUAGGCCGGGUAAGAGCAAGAAGCAGAGCGCUGGAGACGCCUUCGAGGACGCUGGUAUCACAGAGCUUCUGAAUAUCCAGGCACCAACAAAUUGGCUUAAAGUAAAAUAUGGUCCCAUAGAGGUAAAGCGAGGAAAUGACAUUUACCCUGGAGACACUAUAGAACAACCCACGAUUACAUUUGAUCAAGCAGAUCCCGACACCUAUUAUGCUUGGUUCUUGUUAGAUCCCAACUACAACAACUAUUCAGCUAAGGACAAAAAGCCUUAUAAGGCCUUGCUUUACGCAUUAUACGUGAAUAUAAAAAACAUAAACAUAAAGGCGGCGGAUGUACUGGCGAAGUACUUGGGCCCCAGCCCUCGCACGGGGACUGGGGAACAUUACUACGUGCAUCUGCUCUGGGAACAACAAGAAAAAAUAGAUGUCAGCUCAUGUGACAUGCCAGACUACGAAACAGAUCAGCGGUAUCCCUUCAACCUGACUGAGUUCAUAUCACAAUACAACUUGAGCGAUGAGCCUGCAGCUGGUAAUUUCCACACAGCAAGCUUUCCCGACGACUUGCAAGAGGUCUGUGAAGAGGGAGGUUAUUGUUAAUGAAGACGGUUUAAAUUGUAUAGACGAUUUUGCAUCGAAAACUUUACUGUAAAAAGUAAAACAAAAAUAUAGUGUGUAA
Molecule: messenger RNA, 747 nt
Organism: Bicyclus anynana (squinting bush brown)
Lineage: Eukaryota; Metazoa; Arthropoda; Insecta; Lepidoptera; Nymphalidae
Product: phosphatidylethanolamine-binding protein 1-like
Exons: 4
Coding region: 24-668 (214 amino acids)
Source: RefSeq, a predicted model, not a curated record